Molecule: messenger RNA, 540 nt
Organism: Penicillium cinerascens
Lineage: Eukaryota; Fungi; Ascomycota; Eurotiomycetes; Eurotiales; Aspergillaceae
Exons: 2
Coding region: 1-540 (179 amino acids)
Source: RefSeq, a predicted model, not a curated record
AUGUCUGCCAACAACGACGACUCUUCCACUCUCGGUUCCUACGUGAACGCCGCCACUGGUGCUGCCCAGCGUGCCUACGGUGCCAUCACUGGUGAUUCCUCUUAUCAGAACGAGGGCGAAGCUACCCAGAACCAGGCCAAGGCUCAACACGAGAACUCCCACACUACCGCCAAGCUGGGUCCGAUCUCCGCUGACCCCAACACCGGUGCCACCGCCAAGGAUAACGAGAACCGCUCGACCGGCUCGUGGGAUCAGACCAUCGGCUCGACCAAGGAGGCCGUUGGCAACAUGAUUGGCAACGAUAACCUGCGCCGCACGGGUGCUGAGCAGAACGCCGCUGGCAAGGAGGAGGAGGCCAAGGGCCAGCUGCAGGACUGGGGCGAGGGUAUCCAGAACCGCGCUCAGGGUGCUAUCGGUUCCGUCGGCGCCGCCAUCAGCGGAGACCGCGCGGAGGAGCAGAAGUUCCGCGAUAUGCACGACGAGGGCAAGGUCCGCCAGCGCGGUGCUGAGGUCGACAUGGCCAAGAAGCAGGGCGCCUAA